AAUUAAGUUAUAUAUCCGAUCCAGACAUCCGAUCUUCAAGCUUCAUUUCCGAUCGACGGUUUGACUAGAAGAUGGCUCCGGUUUCAGCUCUCGCCAAGUAUAAGCUCGUUUUCUUGGGAGAUCAGUCUGUUGGAAAGACCAGUAUAAUUACUAGGUUCAUGUACGAUAAGUUCGAUAAUACAUAUCAGGCUACGAUAGGUAUUGAUUUCCUGUCAAAGACAAUGUAUCUCGAAGACAGGACAGUUCGACUCCAGUUGUGGGAUACUGCUGGACAAGAAAGAUUCAGGAGUCUCAUUCCAAGUUAUAUUAGAGAUUCAUCUGUUGCUGUCAUUGUCUAUGAUGUCGCAAGCAGACAAUCUUUCUUAAACACGAUAAAGUGGAUUGAAGAAGUUCGCAGUGAGAGAGGUAGUGAUGUUAUCAUUGUCCUUGUUGGGAACAAAACCGAUCUGGUAGAUAAGAGACAGGUUUCAAUUGAGGAAGGUGAGUCAAAAGCUCGUGAUCUGAAUGUCAUGUUCAUUGAGACCAGUGCAAAAGCUGGAUUCAACAUAAAGGCAUUGUUCAGGAAAAUCGCUGCUGCAUUGCCUGGAAUGGAAACACUUUCAUCAACAAAGCAAGAGGAUAUGGUUGAUGUGAAUCUCAAGUCCACCAGCGCUAGUGCAUCACAGGGACAAAACCAAUCAGGGGGAUGUUCAUGCUGAUUAUGAUUGUUGUAGUACUCUUUUAUCCAGAACCCAUUAUUCUUGAAGCUGAAGCUCUCUAUCGUCGUCAAUUUGAAGUUGUUAGUUUGUUAAACAAUAUGAGAUUGUCUGAACAAUAUUUCUGUGAGGAGACAAGUUGUAGAAAGAAUUAUAUUCAAAAUAGAGUGUGUAUAAAACUGUUUGAAAAGAUUUUGUAUUGCAUUCAUUGUUGAAUUAUAUAAUCUUUAGUAUGCUU
This is a messenger RNA of Impatiens glandulifera, 933 nucleotides long. Its product is annotated as ras-related protein RABH1b. The record is from RefSeq and is a predicted model, not a curated record. Lineage: Eukaryota; Viridiplantae; Streptophyta; Magnoliopsida; Ericales; Balsaminaceae. Bases 72 to 698 code for a protein of 208 amino acids. Gene Ontology annotation, molecular function: GTPase activity; GTP binding. The transcript has 6 exons.